AUGCGCACACAAGAUACGAGGUCUGGGCAAACGGUCCGCAAGUUAUCAUCAAAAUGUCGCCAGCAGUCACGUUCGAGGCACUUCCUCUGCGUUGCUUGUGUCGAUCUGUUCUUCUGCCCUGUUAAAAAAACGGGCACCCCCUGGCAAAAGAAGGAGAAGAAGAAGGAGAAGGUCUUCUUCCUGGUUAUUGCCUGGAGCCUGGACAACCUGCAUAUGACGGGUCACGUGAAAGUAAAUUACGAUAAAAUACGGAGUACCGAUGGCAAACAGGCAGGAAGCGGAGUUAGGGGAGGUAUGCAUACGCUAUCGAUACGGGCAUACAAUACGUCUAUCAAGAACUGGGAAGUUACACCCGCCUGUGAGAUGGAGGAUAUAUACAUGGACAUGACUUCUCUCCCUUCCCACACGAUCUACAGGCAGGAAAGGAAAACAUGGACUGGCUGGAAGGCGAACCAUGACUCGUUCUCGUAA
Molecule: messenger RNA, 471 nt
Organism: Nannizzia gypsea CBS 118893
Lineage: Eukaryota; Fungi; Ascomycota; Eurotiomycetes; Onygenales; Arthrodermataceae
Exons: 3
Coding region: 1-471 (156 amino acids)
Source: RefSeq, a predicted model, not a curated record